This is a messenger RNA of Heteronotia binoei (common prickly gecko), 272 nucleotides long. It is a transcript of the gene RIT2, whose product is annotated as Ras like without CAAX 2. Gene Ontology annotation, molecular function: GTP binding; GDP binding; GTPase activity. Gene Ontology annotation, biological process: positive regulation of neuron projection development; Ras protein signal transduction. The coding region runs from base 9 to 272 and encodes 87 amino acids. The record is from RefSeq and is a predicted model, not a curated record. The transcript has 4 exons. Gene Ontology annotation, cellular component: plasma membrane. NCBI's taxonomy places the organism in Eukaryota, Metazoa, Chordata, Lepidosauria, Squamata, Gekkonidae.
AGAAGAAGAUGGAGCUUGAAUCCGAAACCCCCUGCUCCUCCACUGGCUCUCCAGGAGGCUCCAGGGAGUAUAAAGUGGUCAUGCUUGGUUCAGGAGGCGUGGGGAAAAGUGCCAUGACAAUGCAGUUCAUAAGCCAUCGGUUCCCUGACUACCAUGAUCCCACCAUUGAAGAUGCUUAUAAAACACAAGUCCGAAUAGAUGACAAACCCGCAUACUUGGACAUAUUGGACACCGCUGGGCAAGUACUGAAGUGGGAUCCAUGUUGCCGCUAA